Thyridium curvatum is the source of this 1503-nucleotide messenger RNA. RefSeq lists its product as uncharacterized. The transcript has 3 exons. Gene Ontology annotation, molecular function: transmembrane transporter activity. Lineage: Eukaryota; Fungi; Ascomycota; Sordariomycetes; Thyridiales; Thyridiaceae. Bases 1 to 1503 code for a protein of 500 amino acids. The record is from RefSeq and is a predicted model, not a curated record. Gene Ontology annotation, biological process: transmembrane transport. Gene Ontology annotation, cellular component: membrane.
AUGGAGUCUGCUCUGCUCCGUUCCCUUGUGACCGUCGAGUCUUCUGGACCAGACACAUUGAUAAAGGUCCCCACGGCGCCCGCAAAGGCUCACUCCAGGAUCUGCCACGCAGACAAUCCCCAGCGAGGCAUGUCCAUCGACCUGGACCGCAUCACCAGGCCCGCCACCCACUCCGGUUCCGUGGGAAACAACUCCGGACCGACCACGCCCAGCGCCGAGAUCGAUCUCGAGAUGAGCUGCCCGGGCACGCCGAUCGAGAUGGACGUCUCCGAGCCCGUGCAGAGCAUGUGGGAUCCGCACAUGAACAGUGCUGCUGGCGCCUUGAUCCCCUACAUGGAGAAAUACUACAACAUCGGCUACGGCAUAGUCUCGCUCAUCUUCGUCGGCAACGCCUUCGGCUUCAUCUUCGCCGCCGUCUUCCUCGACGCCCUCAAGGCCCGCCUCGGCAGCGGCAAGGUCCUGGCCCUGUCCCAGGUCAUCAUCGCCAGCGGCUACGUCGUGCUCUCCGCCGCGGCCCCCUUUCCGGCCGUCGUCGUCGCCUUCUUCUUGCUCGGCUUCGGCAUGUCCAUCUCCAUCGCCAACUCCAACACCUUCGCCGGCGGCCUGACCAACGGCACCACCAUGCUCGGCUUCGUCCACGGCUCCUACGGCCUGGGCGGCACCGUCGGCCCGCUCAUCGCCACGGCGCUCGUCACGCAGGCGCGAGUCCCCUGGAGCCGGUACUACCUCAUCACGCUGGGGCUCACCGUGCUCAACUUCUUCCUCGCGGGCUGGGCGUUCUGGAGCCACGAGAAGGAGGUCGCCCCGCCGCCGCAGCUCCUCGACGGGGCGGCGGCGGCGUCGUCUGGUGGUAGCAGCAGCACCAGCAGCAUCAGACAACGCAACGCCCCCGCGCCUCCGCCGCCGGCGACCUCGCAGCUCUUCAACAUGCUCUCGGCCUUCACCUCGCGCCUCGUCUUCCUGGGCUCGCUCUUCAUCUUCGCCUACCAGGGCGCCGAGGUCAGCAUCUCGGGCUGGGUCAUCUCCUUCCUCAUCACCUUCCGCGGCGGCGCCCCGUCCUCGGUCGGCUACGUGACGGCCGGCUUCUGGGCGGGCAUCGCCAUCGGCCGGCUGGCGCUGACGACGCCCGCCCAGCGCGUCGGCGAGAAGCGCUUCGUCUACGGCGUUACGCUGGGCGCCGCCGUCUUGGAGCUGCUGGUGUGGUGGGUGCCCAACGUCGUCGGCGACGCCGUGGCCGUCGCCGUCGUCGGCCUGCUGCUGGGGCCCGUGUACCCCUGCGCCACGGCCAUCUUCAUCCGCAGCAUGAGCCGCCGCGAGAAGAUGAGCGGGCUCGGCGUCAUCGCGGCGUUUGGCAGCUCCGGCGGCGCCGCGGCGCCCUUCACGACGGGCAUGCUCGCGCAGGCGGUCGGCACGUGGGUGCUGCACCCCAUCGCCGUCGCGCUGUUUGCCGUCAUGAUACUGUGCUGGUUCAUGUUGCCGGAGCCGGAGAAGAGGGACGAGUAA